GCGUCAUGUUCCCAUUUUGACAGGUCUCCUGCUCGUUUGGAACAGGAAUUUGUAUGGAUUUGACAGAUGACCGCUGUUCCAAUUUUGACAUUGACGCCACUCUACAGACUCGUAGCUAUAUUCGGCUGUUAUAUAAAUGCAAUCGAGUAACAUUCCAUAUGUCACGCGAAUAAUACGUGAAUAAGCGGAAAUAAAUGGUAAACAGUUGCUGCACUUUCCUAUUAUCAUCAAGACUUCCUUGUGCCACGCUGGAAGAUCGCUGAUAGCAAGAUGAUACGAAGCUUAGUCAAAGGUGCCAAGAGCCUAGUUGCAACGAGCAACCUACGGAACGAGCUCCUCCGGAUACAGGGCGGCUGCCGGAUUGGAUUUGGCACCAUGACGAAUCAGCGGACGAAGCCACCCAACAUUGUGGUCUAUGCACGGGAGGACUGCGCGAGAGCUGGCAUGGUGGAAACCCUUCGAGGUCUGGUGCAGGCUGAUUCGUACACGGUGUAUGCGGUUACGGAACGACAGAUUGAGGCACGGGCCUGGAUUGAGAGCACCGCGUUGGUGAUGGUCCAUGGGGAGGUUGAUGGAAUUGUGGCAAAUGCGGUUUUGGACUACUUCUUGGGCGGUGGAAAGGUGCUGGCAGUUUGUUCGGAUUUGUUGAGGCGUUUUUUGCCGAAUAGAGUUAAGUAUGGCGAGAAAAAGAAGGAAGGCGUUUCACUGAGCUAUGAUAGAUGGCAAAACGUGAGGAUGGAUCAAGAUAUACUUGACUGGGUAGGAGCUGAGGAUGAAUUUACUGAAGUUGCUAAGAGUUCGACGGGUGUUGAACAGGAACUGAGGAUAAAGAUAUUAGUGCGGGAAAAUAUGUUCAAAUCGCCGAGUAUUUUGAAUGUUAGGGGCUGGGAAGCUAGAGGUAACAGCAUUUUUACACAAAUGUAUUUAAACAAAGAUAAAGAACCUGAAAGAGACAUUCUAAAGCAUUUGUUAGACAAGAAUCUAGAUAUUAGUAUUAGACAAACAACACAUCUUGAGCAAAACCAUUACAAAAAUGCCUUCUUGGUGGGCACUACACCAUGCAAAAACAACUACCUGAAAGACGCUGAAAAAAUUCUCAAACUGAAAAACCUUGAGCUGCAAUUCUGCACAAAUUCGGAUAAUCUCCCCACGUCUUCAGAAACCAAUCUGACGGUUCUGGUCGACCGCAACCCGGAAGAUUUCUCAGUCGAAGAGUAUUUCACCAAUUUGCGAACGUCCUCCAUCGGUCGAUUAGCAAUUUACUGCCCCCUGGUGACCAGCUCGAUGGAUAUCGUUUCCAAUGCCACGUUCCAGCAUGGCUUCGUGGUCAUUUCCCGGUGUCAAAGCCGAGGCAGCGGACGGAACAACAACCAAUGGCUCAGCCCGGAAGGCUGCGCAAUGUUCUCGCUGCAACUCCACGUCCCACUGGCCAGCGCCCUUGGUCAGAGGUUACCGGUUAUCCAACAUCUAGUGGCUGUUGCGGUGGUGAAAGCGGUGCGAAGCAUACCAGGCUACGAAAACCUUAACAUUGGAGUUAAAUGGCCGAAUGACAUCUACGCCAACGGCUGCACCAAAAUCGGAGGAUUAAUCAUAAAUUCACAGCUCUGCGGCGCGGAGGCCAUUGUUAACGUGGGCUGUGGCGUGAAUCUCAGCAACUCCAAACCGACGAUGUGCAUCAACGACUUGAUCGAGGAGUACAACAAACUCGAACACACAAACCUUCCUCCACUGGGCUACGAGGAAACGUUAGCCAGAAUUUUCAACGAAAUAGAAAACCUCUUUCUCACCGUACAGGAAAAGGACGACUUGCAAGAUCUCUACAAUCUGUACUACAAGUAUUGGCUCCACGGCGACAAACCGGUAAUUGUCAAGGACGAAGACGGUGCCGAGAUGGCCGGAACAAUCUCAGGAAUCGACGAGUAUGGCUAUCUGCUGGUGCAGAAGCUCAACGAGGCCCGCUCGAUUUGUGUUCAUCCCGAUGGGAACAGUUUCGAUAUGAUGAAAGGACUAAUCAUUCCAAAGUACUUUUAAAGUAUGUUAGCGCAGGUUCAGGGACGUUUUACUGGUUGAUAUUGAAGAUUAGGGGUGCCAGGCCAUAGGCUAUAUAGUGUUGAUCUCCGAUCAUGGUUGGUAUUGUUUUAUAUUUUAAUAAAGUUUUCAGACUGUUUUCAAUAAUUAUCACUGUUUCUUAUUUGUCACAAUUGUGUAGAAUGGAAGCCAAUUUUAAGACUGAUAAACAUAAAAACAAGGCUGUUUUCAGGAAUGUUUAUGCAUUUAUUCAAGGAUGAUAAAGUAUAGUCAAUCUCUUACAGGAAACAAUAAGGCUUAACGUUAGUCUAAAACCAUACACAGCUCGGUCAGGUUGAUAACUAAAUAAAAUAUAGUCUAGUACGUGACUUC
This is a messenger RNA of Aedes albopictus (Asian tiger mosquito), 2400 nucleotides long. RefSeq names its product biotin--protein ligase (gene Hcs). The record is from RefSeq and is a predicted model, not a curated record. Bases 271 to 2031 code for a protein of 586 amino acids. Gene Ontology annotation, biological process: protein modification process. Gene Ontology annotation, cellular component: cytoplasm. NCBI's taxonomy places the organism in Eukaryota, Metazoa, Arthropoda, Insecta, Diptera, Culicidae. Gene Ontology annotation, molecular function: biotin--[biotin carboxyl-carrier protein] ligase activity. The transcript is spliced from 3 exons.